GAAGGGCUCACCCUCUCACUCUUAUCCUUGAUUGUUGAACUCAAUGGAACUCAACAUACCUGAUGUUGGAAUGAGCUUAUGCACUCUGCCACUACAUCUGCCAAUUCAUUAUUCACUCUGCUGAAGACAUCUCAAUCCUUGGCCUUGAUAAUCAUGAAUGGCAACAUGUUGAGUAUUUGUUGCAAUUGCUUUCUGACUUCUUCUUAUACACCAAGGGUCUCUCAAAACACACCGGUGCCACAAUCCAUAAGGUGUAUCAAAUCUAUGAUGCUCUGUUCAAUCACCUUGAGGAUUCCAUGCAGCACCUGGGAUCAAAAAGAGCAGCAUGGAAAAAGGCAAUCUACCAAGGUCUGGUAGCUGCAAAGCAAAAACUUCAGCAGUACUAUCAGAAGACUUAUGGCUUUCAUGGCAUUAUCUAUGCAGUUGCAACUGUAUUAGAUCCAUAUCAAAAGCUGUCUCUGUUUCAAUCAGACAACUGGAUGGAACCGAAAUCUGAGCAUUGGGAUGUGGCAUACAACAAAAUAAUGCAUAAAGUCUUUCAUCACUAUUGUGAGCGCUUCCCUCAAUCUGAUGUUGAGAUCACUCAUCCAUCAGCUAUGAGUCACAUUGACAUUGCCCUUCAUCAAUCCAAACGCCACCGGCAGGCUGCUCAGUCGCACUCCCAUGACUCUGAGAAUACUGGACCAGCUAACUAUUGUGAACUCACUUGGCACCACAGAUGCCCUUCAAUGGUGGCAUAAUAAUGCCAAUCGAUUCCCUAUCCUGGCCCAAAUGGCCCGUGACUUCCUUGCAGUCCCUGCCAGUAGUGUAGGACCUGAGAAUCUCUUCAGCACUGCCCGUGAUAUUUGUCAUUAUCACUGGAACCAUCUUGCCCCAGAGACAAUUGAAGCACUUAUAACUCAGAUGUGUAGUGAUCACUUUGCACUGAGUUGUGAGUUUGAAUUUCUUGAGGAUGAA
Messenger RNA from Aspergillus glaucus CBS 516.65, 957 nucleotides. RefSeq lists its product as uncharacterized. The record is from RefSeq and is a predicted model, not a curated record. NCBI's taxonomy places the organism in Eukaryota, Fungi, Ascomycota, Eurotiomycetes, Eurotiales, Aspergillaceae. The coding region runs from base 297 to 740 and encodes 147 amino acids. The transcript has 3 exons.